GACACAGGCGGCAAAUAGUAUAACGGUGGUAGUGCCUGAAAGAUGGCGGUGUCUAGUCGCGUGCGAUUCCUAAUUCUCUUCAUUUUUGGAAUAUUCAUCGCAAAGGGUUGCAAUGCGGCUGCGACGGAUAUCGAAUUAGAUGCUAAAGCUCAAUUAUUACACAGAUUGGACAGUCUUAAUCUUCUGCUCUACACAUUUCUAUUGAUUCUAACGGUUCUGACUAUCUGGACCUUUAAGCAUCGUCGGCUACGCUUCCUCCAUGAAACUGGUCUCGCUGUCAUUUACGGACUUAUUGUGGGUGCAAUUAUUCGAUAUGGGUUUACAACAAACAGUGCCAUUCAGCACAUGCCUGUGGUGCCAGAUAAUAGCAGCAAAUAUAAUCAGUCAGUACCACCGGAUACUCUGUGGCUUAGAUUUCCUGAAGAUAAGGGUGGCGGUGUUAUAAAGAAUAAAACAUUUGCCUAUACUUUUCGUGGAGAAAUUUACAAGCAGGACAACGAAAUAGACCUCAAGGCUACCUUCGAUCCUGAGAUAUUCUUUAAUAUCAUUUUACCACCUAUUAUCUUUCAUGCUGGUUACAGCCUCAAGAGGAAAUACUUCUUCAGAAACCUGGGCGCCAUUCUUAUGUUUGCUUUACUGGGAACGACCAUAUCGUCUUUUGUUAUUGGUGUUUUGAUGUAUGCUUUUAUACAACUGAUUCCGCACUUAGCGAGCUCCUUCACUUUCCUGGAUACGCUGUAUUUCGGUGCCCUGAUAUCGCCCACCGACCCCCUCACCAUUAUUUCUAUCUUCAACGAUCUACACGUAGACGUCAACCUCUACGCCCUGGUUUUUGGCGAGAGUGUACUCAACGACGCCGUCGCCAUUGUUCUUAGCGGGUCUAUACAGAACUAUGGAGAACGUUAUCAAUCCGGUUCCGGUGGCUUUGAGACUGUGGCCUUCUUUCAGGCACUUGGUGAUUUCGUAGGCAUAUUUAGUUUGUCACUAUUUAUAGGCGCGACAAUGGGAUGUAUUACAGCAUUCUUGACAAAGUUCACAAGGGUCCGUGACUUCCCGCUCUUAGAAUCCGCUCUUUUUGUACUGAUGUCCUACAGUACAUUUCUCAUAGCCGAGGCAUCGGAUCUCACUGGUGUGGUGGCUGUGCUAUUCUGUGGUAUAUGCCAGGCGCAUUACACGUACAAUAAUCUGAGUACGGAUUCGAGGCACAGGACGAAGCAGCUUUUUGAGCUGCUGAACUUCCUCGCUGAGAACUUCAUAUUCAGCUACAUAGGUGUGUCCAUGUUCACCUUCCCCAAGCAUCACUUCGAUCCGGGCUUCAUAUUCGCCGGUUUCUUUUGCGCACUGGUUGGUCGGGCUGCAAACGUCUACCCACUCUCCUUCCUAUUAAACUUAGGAAGAAAACCUAAGAUCCCAAUCAACUAUCAACACAUGCUCUUCUGUGCUGGUCUACGUGGAGCCAUGAGUUUCGCUUUAGCAAUUAGGAAUACCGUAUCCGACGCCAGGCAAGCUAUGCUCACUACCACGAGUCUUAUUGUCAUCCUGACUGUGAUAUUCCAAGGUGGCGGUACCACGCAGUUCCUCAGUUGGUUUGAUAUUCCGGUGGGCGUUGACGAAGAGGUCGAAGGGUUAUCCUACAAUGGCGUGCGAAGCCCUUACGAUUCGGUGGAUUCCGCCGGGUCCGGUGGCGAAGGUGGCUUUGGUGAUCUGGACGUGCAUCGGGAAAGAACUCCCCCGUAUAAUUCUAUGCAGGAUGGUUCGUUGCCUGGUGGUUCCGGUACUAAAGGCAACGAGAAAGCUCUCCUAGCGAGGAUCUGGGGUGACUUUGAUACGAAAUACAUGAAACCAUUGUUGACACAUUCGCGGCCAACCUUGCUGGAAACAUUGCCAGUAUGUUGUGGUCCACUUGCCAGGAUCCUGACUACCACCCAGCAGAUGACUCAGGACGACGUGACACGGCACGUGGACUCUGAUUCGGAUCUUCACGUCGAGAUUCGCGAGAUGGAGCGAAGGAGAACCAGUAUUCAACCGGAUCCGAGUGCGCCGCAGAUUCUCAACUUCAUGUGAGAAAACGAAUGUUAUCUGCCCAUCAGUUCUGCUCCGUUUUGCCAUUGCAAAGUAUAACGGACACUAGGUUCUGUGACUUGUGACAAUUUCGAUUACUUUGGAGUACUGUGAGUGCGAGUGCGAGAGAACGAGUAUACGUGAACAUCUAUCAGUAAUCACUAAUUAGUUAUUCUUAUACUAUCGCCAACUGUAUAUCAGUUGCUACACCUUUGGCUGGAAUGGCUUGCGGCUAUUACUAUACUUAUAAUUACCAUACACAAUCUAGUCGUGUUCUAAUUUCAUGGGAAUGGAUCAAACAAUUGUUCGUUUCUACAUUUUAUUAUUUUUCAAAGGUUACCCUUUGUUUUUUUUGUUCUUCGUACUAUUGCGUUGAAGCAACGUAGAUAUUACAAUUGUUUGUCACUGCAAGGAUCCUUCUUAGCCAAUGACGUCAUGCCUCUGAUCUGGCUAGCUCAUUUUAUUUAACUCUCAGCAUGCGCUACAACCGUACGUACUAUAUACUGUACUGUCUAUUGUUAUUAUUAGAUUGAUAGAUAUAUUACGUAAUCACGCUCUUAUAAUCACUGACGCCCACUCGGUAUCCUGUACUAUCAUUUCCAUGCACCUAACGAACAUUUUAGUGUUUCUCUUGUGUUCUUAUUUAGUUUCUGUGUAGUCUUUAGUUUCUGAUUUUCUUUGAGCAUUCUUUGCUUUCACUUCUGCUUGAUUGACUCACGUCACGUAAUUACUUUUUCAUUUGAUUCGUUCGCAGAGCAAUGUCAGGAGCCCUGUUAACAGAGUCCAUAUAUGAGCAUCCGAUAUCUUAUGCCAGCUCCAGACUUGAAAACCAAAAACAAUAUGCAAAAACCUUUCAAAAUCUCCCGCCGUCUCACGUAUGGUCAUCAAUGCCCUUUGACCUUCUGGCUCACCGAAGUGACCUCCAGCAACCUGCUGCUCCUACACUCGACGUCGUCUUACAUAGAGAUUUUUGUAUGCUACUGCCUUCACUACUUGCAAUAUGAUAUUGUAAUUUUAUAAUCUCUAUAAUGGAGGUCCCUUCGGUUAUUGAUACCCUCUUUUUUUUUUUUUAAAUGUCUUGAUACAAUUCUUUUUAUUUUUUUUUUUAUUUAUCACGCCUUGCGUUUAUAUAACGCAUUCCAGAUAUGUAAUAUAUAUAUACACGCAGUACGCGUUUGUUGUCCGUUAUUGGUUUUUCGAAUUUUAGUAUUUUAAUUGUAAGUUACUUGUUCACCUUGGCAUACUUGUGCACACUGUUGCAUAUAUUGGGAGACGAAUCCCAGUAUUUUUUAGGAUUAGCAAGGUAGCUUAUUAUCAUUGUGGCAAAGUAGUUACGGAUUCUUUAGAUAUCUUUUAAUUGUGAUCCCAUGAGAAUUCUUCAGAGGCGUUCAAGCGACAUGAGAUUGGUCCAUGUUCUUUUCUUUUCCUUUGCUAUGGGAUAGAAUUAUAGAGACCUUGUCAAAGUCACAUGGCUCAGAGUGCUUCAAAAGAAAGCGAAGCUUAAUGUAUGAUCAUUUUUUUUUACAAAGGGCCGUUGCAUCCUUUGACGUGGAAAAAUCUUGGAGGGAAAAGUAUUAUGUGAAUUAUAAUUAUUAUACAUAUAUAAUUAUAUAUCUAUGUAUAAUUAAUCACUGAUAUAAAAAUAAUAUCGACUGUUAUUGGCUCAGAACUUGAAGAACUGAUAGUUUACUAGCUUUAACUCGUGCCGUAAACCCCUUGAGGUCACCGUGUUGAAUCUCAUUUUUUUCCUUGUAAGUUUUUUGACUGAGCUCUGCCGGAAAUAUUUUCUUGGUCUCGGAUACGUUGAGAAAGAUUGUGUCACGUCAAGUGAUGUAGUUGCCCCACUUCUGGAACAAGAGAGAAUGACAAUUAAUGUAGAGAUUAAAAAAAGAUAUAAAGAAGCAUGGAAAUAAAGGAAAAUGUAAUUUCUUGAAAUUUUUUAAUACUUUGUGGGGCAGCUGGGAACAGUCAUGGGAGAAGUUAGUCCAGGACCGCUGCCGCUGCACACACGCGUCGCUCUGCCAGGUUUGAUUGGUAGACAUUUAUAAUUGGAAUUAUGGAUUUAUAAUAGGGGGACUCUACAUAUACAUAUAGAGCGUACCUAUUAGAAGAAUUAAUCUGAUCUGGGUAAUAAUGUAAGUAAUGCGAGACACGAGCGUUCAGUCAUUUUAUCACUGUAAUCGUAUAAGCGGUGAUAGGAUUUUUCUUUAUCUCUUGUUUUUCUUAAUUACUUCUCCAAAAGAUUGCAUAUGCUUAGAAAUUAAAGAGCUCACAUAAACUUCAACUUCUUCAACAUAUUGAAUUUCUAUAAGCUGUCUGCGUUAUCUUGUUCAAUCCUUUGAUUCAAUACUGUCCUUGUCUAAUCCUUGGCGUUGUUGUGUAAUGAACGUCAUGGCGAAAGUAUGUAAACGCUUUAUACGAUACAGUAUGGAUGGCUGAUCAUUAAAAAUUACUGUGUGGAUGUCUGAGAGGCCCUCGUUGUUCGAUUAUUCGUUACUUUCUGUCACCAUCUUUUACGAGGACCAAAAUUGUAAGACUAAGAAGUUCAUUGCUUUGUCCUUUGUCGCAGGAUUGAUAAUCAAUGAUAUUAGAGAAGUCAAGUGUUGAGCAACGAAUAGCAGGUAUCUUAAAGAGAGGAUGAUAAUCAUAAUUAAAACAUAAAGGUUGGCAAAUAAUUACAAGGAAGGAUGGCGUGCCAAUGCAAUUUUGUAGCUUUAUGGUAGAUGUGGUGUUUUCAUUUAUCUAUCUUGCCAAUUUCUUGGGAUACGUCGAGAUCAUUGGCUGUACGAAUCGCAUAAGUACGCAUUAAGUGGUAAAGGAUAUAGCACGAUUCAAAAGACGCAUUUCAAUCCCAGGAGAUACCUUGAGAGAGGAGAAUGGAACAGUGUUGGAGAGGACUUCUUUUAGUCACAGGUCUUAUAUAUAUAUUAUGUAUAUUUUAAUUGGGACGUUAUGCAGGGCUUAUCUGUAGAUGAAGGAAAUAACGAAGCGUUAUGUACCUUGUUCUAGGAUAAAUUGUAAGUUAUUUUUUAAUUCAUAAUAGUAGCGUGCAAAGGACUGAUUGCGGUUGGUUCCUUGUUUGCUUUUUUGCUCUCGUACUUUCUUUUAGUACACUUACCAAUACACUGAUUAAUAUUUAUUACUGUACUGUAAUCGUGAACUAACGAUAACGUUGUGAUACCCUGUACUAUUCGAUGCAGUGUUUAAUAAAAAAUCUUUGUAAAUGAUA
This is a messenger RNA of Cephus cinctus (wheat stem sawfly), 5290 nucleotides long. RefSeq names its product sodium/hydrogen exchanger 7 (gene Nhe3). Gene Ontology annotation, biological process: proton transmembrane transport; sodium ion transport; regulation of pH. The record is from RefSeq and is a predicted model, not a curated record. Gene Ontology annotation, cellular component: recycling endosome; membrane. The transcript is spliced from 14 exons. Gene Ontology annotation, molecular function: sodium:proton antiporter activity. NCBI's taxonomy places the organism in Eukaryota, Metazoa, Arthropoda, Insecta, Hymenoptera, Cephidae. Bases 43 to 2064 code for a protein of 673 amino acids.